AUGGUCGAAAGUCUGAUUAAGCAGGGUAAGGCAUAUGUUGAUGACACACCAAAGCAGCAAAUGAAAGAUGAGAGAGCGGCCGGCACACAAUCAAAACGUAGAAAUAAUACUGUUGAGGAAAAUCUGUCAUUGUGGAGAGAGAUGAUUAACGGAACUGAAAUUGGCAUGCAGUGCUAUGUACGAGGUAAGCUUGACAUGCAGGAUCCUAACAAGGCACUCCGGGAUCCUGUUUACUACCGCUGCAACACUGAUCCUCAUCAUCGUGUUGGUUCAAAAUACAAGAAAAUCUUACCAAGGCAUAAGAAAUAUGAGGGUGCUGGAAACAAGGCUACAACUUUCACAAGCAGAAUUUGGUUAGAGUAUGCUGAUGCAACAGUCCUAAUCACCGGUCAGGAAGUCACUUUGAUGGAUUGGGGCAACACCAUCAUUAAAGAAAUCAAGACAGAGAAUGGAAUAAUUACUCAACUGGUUGGUGAACUCCAUCUUGAGGGGUCAGUGAAGUUGACCAAGCUGAAGCUAACUUGGCUGCCUGAUAUUGAAGACCUCGUAUCUCUAUCUUUGGUCGAAUUUGACUACCUAAUUACAAAGAAAAAGUUGGAAAAGGAUGAUGACUUUGUUAAAUUUAUUAAUCCUUGCACACGCCGAGAAACUUCGGCUCUUGGAGACCCAAACAUGAGGAACCUCAAACAGGGAGAGAUCAUACAGCUUGAAAGGAAAGGGUACUACCGAUGCGAUGUUCCAUUUAUUCGGCCAUCCAAACCCAUUGUUCUUUUUGCAAUACCAGAUGGCCAACAGCAGCCCCCAGCAAACUAGGAGUCCAGUAUGAUUUCUGGAGCACAUGAAUUACACGAUACAGUUUGUUAGAUUUCUGGACAUCGUUGCUCGAAUUACGUUGUUAUUCAAGAAUCUUGUAAUGACCAAAUCUUGGAAGUCAGAAUGUGUGAGAUUUCAGUGUCGACUUUUAUGCUUUC
Molecule: messenger RNA, 971 nt
Organism: Panicum virgatum (switchgrass)
Lineage: Eukaryota; Viridiplantae; Streptophyta; Magnoliopsida; Poales; Poaceae
Product: glutamate--tRNA ligase, cytoplasmic-like
Exons: 3
Coding region: 1-813 (270 amino acids)
Biological process (GO): translation; glutamyl-tRNA aminoacylation
Cellular component (GO): methionyl glutamyl tRNA synthetase complex; cytosol; cytoplasm
Molecular function (GO): glutamate-tRNA ligase activity; ATP binding
Source: RefSeq, a predicted model, not a curated record